Helicoverpa zea (corn earworm) is the source of this 1170-nucleotide messenger RNA. Its product is annotated as trans-1,2-dihydrobenzene-1,2-diol dehydrogenase-like. The transcript is spliced from 5 exons. The record is from RefSeq and is a predicted model, not a curated record. The coding region runs from base 127 to 894 and encodes 255 amino acids. Gene Ontology annotation, molecular function: nucleotide binding. NCBI's taxonomy places the organism in Eukaryota, Metazoa, Arthropoda, Insecta, Lepidoptera, Noctuidae.
AGUCAAGAUAAAGUAGUUAUUUUCAUUAUCGUGGCCUAUCACCUUUCGGAACCACAGCAUAUAUCACUGUUCAGAUAUAAGUUAGUUAUUGUGAAGUGUUUACGUGUUUCUCAUAGGAUUACUAAGAUGACACUCCGGUGGGGUAUCGUGACAGCUGGGAGGAUCAGCCAUGAUUUCGUGAACGCGUUCAACUCGUAUCCGAACAAGGAAGACCAGGAAAUAGUUGCAGUGGCUGCCAGGAAUAAGAGCAGAGCUGCCGAUUUCGCUAAAACGCACGGCAUACCCAAAGUGUUUGACUCCUAUGAGGCAAUGGCUAAGAGUAGUGAUAUUGAUGUCGCCUACAUCGGUUCAUUGAAUUCGGAGCACUAUGAACUUUCAUUACUGUUUCUGGAAAACGGCAAACACGUAUUGUGCGAAAAACCAUUUUGUCUAAAUGCUAAACAAACCCGCAGUGUUAUUAGCCUUGCCAAGAAGAAGAACUUGUUUGUUAUGGAAGCUGUUUGGACUAGGUUCUCUCCAGCCUACAUAGAAUUGGAGAAAGACAUAAAGAAUGGAAAACUUGGUGACAUCAAGUUCAUUGAGGCCGACUUUGGGAUCGUUAGUCCGGAUGACAGAAGCACACAUAUAAAAGAAUUCGGCGGAGGUGCUAUACUCGAUGUAGGAGUAUACGUAUUGCAGCUGCCACAAUUUGUAUGGAAGCAAGAUCCUAAAAGGAUAACGACAGUCGGCAGCCUGUACGACUCUGGUGUAGACUUGGCAGAAACCAUUAUCCUGGAAUAUGAAGGUGGUAAGCGAGCUGUGCUUAACAUUCACACGCAGCAAGAGUUCUGGAACAAAGCCACUAUAUAUGGAACUAAGGGACGGGUUACGGGCUCAUCGAAUCGCCUCGCAUGACCCACGAUGAGAGUAUGGGUUUGGCUUUACUUGAAGAUAUUAUUCGGAGACAACUGGGUGUGCACUUUGAUGCUGAUGAUAAAGAAUACCCUUGGUGAUUCUCUCUUCAUAUGCGGAAACGGUUCAAGUCUACUAAAAAUACCACUGAAACUACCAUAACCUCAUAGCUAUUGAAUGGUAGACACUUACCUACUGUACAAUUUAUUUACGCACAAAAAUAGUAAUAUUCAUGAAGUCAUAAUGGAGCUCAAUAAUAUAUUAUUGUACAUUUACGUA